GCCGGCGGCGCCGCGCCGAACGCCGCCAUCCCGCUCUCCCGGCCUAGGCAUCUGGAGGAUACUGCCCGGGCCGCGCUGUUCCCGCCGGUGGGGGGAGGGGAGCCACCCGCGCCGCCGCCACCGCCGCCUCCCCCACAGCCUCAGCCGCCGGCACCGGCGUCACGCGCCCCGCCACUGCUGGCGUACGAGGAGUUUCAGAGCGCACGCCGACCGCGCCGCGUGGUGGCGCCGCCAGCGGACUCUGUCCGACUCGUGCACCUCGGUCUGGAUGAGUCCUCAGACGCCUCAGACGACCAGGAGCCCCCGCCGGUCGGCCCUGAGGACGCCCUGUCCCGCGGGGAGGAGCCGCCGCCGGCACUGGAGGAGAGCGAACCGCAGCAGGAAACCGGAGGAACGGAGGGCGGCGCGUCCGGCCCGCCGCGGCCACCGACCAGCGUGGGAGCUGACAGCGAGCCGCCCACCCCGCGGCCGGCUGAGCCUGAUGAGACGGCAGGGCAGGGCGGACAGGGCGGCGGUGAGGCGGGAGGAGCGAGACUGGCGGCCGGGGCCGACACUGACGGCGCGGGGCCGCCGGACAGACAGUCGGCUGGUCGCGCCACUGACGUCAGAGGGAGCUCCGGUGGCCGUCGGGGAGCGCGGUCUGCGCCCGCUACCGGCGGCAGAUCUGGUGGUGACCGUCGCCGUACAGACCGCGCUGCCGCCGGUGUCCGGCGUACUCCCUCGGCUGGCGGGGACGCGCGCCGCUCCCCCGGCCGUGAGCCGGCGGUACUGCGUCCGGCGCCAUCCGUCGGCGGCCCGGGGGUCCGGUGGCGCGACGGUCCGCCCGCCGUGCCGGCGACAGGCGGACACCGGCCGCGGGCCCGCUCUGAUGUCAGAGCUGACGUCACGUGGGUGCCGAUGGACACGGGUGUGUUCAGCUCGGCGGGCCGUCAGCGAACCAGUGGCGAGACAAAGAGGAAACUGGAGAUCAACGCCUACAAAUUGAUCCAGGAGGUGGUGGCCGCCUCCAUGGCCGGCUGCGGAGACUCGCCCGGCUCCAGUCGGUCCGAUGACGUCAAAGGGUCCUCCGAGUCGGUCCGGCAGACUGCCCGCUCGCCGGCGGCGGUGGCGGCUGACGCGCUGGCCGCCGAGCUGGGCCGAGCUGUGGCCGACCACCGGCUACCCACGGCUCAGUUCAGCUCGUGUUCCUCGCGGAGCGGCGGCCCGUCCCCCUCGGAGGAGGGCCAGGCGGUGGGUGGACCGACCGGGGUCGAGGCGGCUGCCGAGAGAGCGGGGGCCGGUCAGACUCUUCAGCGGCAGCCGCUGCAGCAGGGGGAAAAACAGCAGCCGCAUCAGCAGCAGCAGGGAGAACAGUUACGGCAGCGUCAGCAGGAGUCACAGGAACAGCAGAGGCAGCACCAGCAACAGCAGCAGCACCAGCAGCACUUGCUGUAUCAGCAGCCACAGCAGCACCACCAGCAGCAACAGCAGCACCAGCAGCACCAGCAGCAGCAACAACACCAGCAAGAGCAGCACCAGCAGCCACAGCACCAGCAGGCGAACCGUCCGCGGGAGGACGGGGACCGCCCCGGUCAGAGGCAGAGCUCGCCUCCCUCGCCUCCGCCGAAGCCGCCGCGGGCGCUCCCCGCAGUCGAGUCCCGCUCCGACCCGGCUGAGACCGUCUCCGAGGCUACCGGGCCCCCCUCGGAGGUGUCUCCGUCGGUGGCGCUGCCGUCACUGUCUCGCUCGGCGCCGCCGUCUGAGGGCCGGUCGGCGGCCGCUGCCGCGGUGGACAGUGACCCCGACCCCGACCUGGAGUGGCUGCAGCGGCACGCGCCGGUCGGCGGCAGCGGCGACCACUCGGCGGCCGAGACGGACGACCAGGUGUCUGACACGGCGCUGGAGUCGGACAGCGCCGGGCUGCUGCCAGGCGGGGAUAGCGACUCGCCGGCGGAGGGAGAGCGGCACACCGAGUCAAACGGCAGACAACAGGCGACGCCGGGCACGGCGGUGUACCAGCGGACGGUGACGGAGCCGCCGUCCGCCGGCGGCUGUCUGACCACCCCGCCGUCCGCCGGCGGCUGUCUGACCGCUCUGCCCGCGGCCGGGAGGACGCUCGGACGGCCGCCUCAGCCGCCGCUCAGUGCGCUCACAGACACCGUGAGCAGCACUGGCUGCGGCUCCAGUAGCGGCUCCAGCGCCGUCACCAGCCCCGGCGGCAGGGGGACGCCCAAGGGCGGCCGACGGACACGCCCCGCCGCCGCCGCAGUAGCACUGUCUCCCGCCCCGACCGGCCGGGCCGCCCCCGCCCCGGCGGUUCGCGCACCGGCGGCGGCUCCCCGCUGGGCGGACCGAGCCCCGGCGGCCGGCGCGGCGCAGGUGGCAGUGGAGAGGACGGCGCCGGGACGAUCGGAGACGGCCAUCCAGACAUCGCAGAGUCUGCUGCCGGCAACAGUCGUGUCACCGCAGUCAGAGGAUGGCUCCAGCUCCGCGCUGCUGCAGUCGGGCUGCUGUCAGACCACGCCGCCCGCCGGUCUGUCCGCCGCCUGCCAGACCCAGCCGGAUAGCCCGGAUCGGCAGCAGGCCGGCUGUCAGACGGAGACACCUGGCGGCGCGGCGGGAAACCUCAGUCUGCCGCCGAGUCCGCCUGGCGGCGCUACCGGUCACCGGCCCGCGCAGAGGACUGGAGGGGAUGGCUCUCUGUCGCGGAGUGACUCGUCGGGGCACAGGUCCACCGCCUCCGGCGAGGACCUCUCUGAGGGGGAGGUACUCCUUCCCGCCUGGCUGCGCUGGGUCGGUGCCGCCGGCUCCGCCACCACCGUGCGUUCCUCGGCGGUGACACUGGCGGCUGCGUCCCGGCACACCAUCGGGAGCCAUCUGAAAGAACAGGAGGCUGCGGAAACGACGCUGAGCGAAGGUGAGGUGACGGGAGACAUGGUACCGGUCGGCACCUUCCCUUCAAUGUCUACACUGGGACCGGCUCGGUCUGCCCUGGGACCGGGACUGUCAGGGACCACUCUGGCACCGUCAGGAACCACCCUGGGACCAGGACCGUCAAGGACCACACUGGGACCAGGACCGUCUCGGUCCACCCUGGGACCGUCUGGGAGCCAUCUGAGCGCCGGCCAGCGUCGCUCCAGUCACCUGUCGACAGGCGGCAGUCACCUGGCGGUGAGUCGCGGUCAGCUGGUGGCCGGUCGCGGUAGUCUGCCGCGCCCUGUGCCCUCUGUGGACAGUGUGCCGGCGGCGCGGACGGCCUCAGACUCCCGGCUGAGCGCUGUCCGUACCGGCCCCGGUCCGCAGAGUGCCGCCCGCUCAGAGGUGUCGGGCAGACCGGCGGCCCGGGCGGCCAGCUCCCCUCGCCUGUCCACGGUGGGUGAUCGGCCGUCGGCGCGCCGCCGCCGCUCCUGGGCCGCCCCCGCCCCCGCCGGGGCGGACCGCCCGCCGGAGCCGGGGGACCUCAGUGAUGGGGAGGUGUCUGGGUCAGUACGGGUGCGUCACGUGCACAUCCGGCCGGUGCGGGCCGGCCCGACGUUCGAGCUGGGCGAGGAGGGCGGGCCGGCGCCGGCCAGCGAGGGACUCUGCUCAGAAGGAGAGGCGGCCGAGGAUGGCGGCCUCUGGACCGACCAGGCCUCGCUGCACCAGUGACACGGCCGCCCGGUCCCCUCAGCAUCUCACACGACCCAGUGAAAGGACUAAGUUAGUCCUCAGUGACGCCGAAGUUCACUCAUUCCGUCCGUUUCGCCAGCUAUCUAAAGCUAUAUGCGCAUUGGGCUCGCGCUCGUCUUUCACCAGUAUUUUUGUCCCUCGUUUUGGCCAGUGUUGAGUGCGGUGUUUCUGUAAUGAUCUGUUUUGUAUUUGCAUGUGACAAGCAGGCUACCUCACUGGUGUGGAUAUUAUUUGCUUUGAUGUUGUCGGCCUCAUGUCUGUGCUUUAAACGAGUGCCCGCACUGCCAGUGAAAAGUACAAUCCCUGCAGUUUGUUUUA
Messenger RNA from Amphibalanus amphitrite, 3966 nucleotides. RefSeq names its product AF4/FMR2 family member lilli-like. The coding region runs from base 898 to 3627 and encodes 909 amino acids. The transcript is spliced from 7 exons. Lineage: Eukaryota; Metazoa; Arthropoda; Thecostraca; Balanomorpha; Balanidae. The record is from RefSeq and is a predicted model, not a curated record.